AUGGCACUUACAUUUUCAGAUUUGCACACCGAGAAGGGUCUCAAAACUCUCGAAGAACACCUCUCCGGAAAAACUUACAUCUCCCGCGAUCAGCUUUCGGUAGAUGAUGCGAAGGUUUACGCGGCCGUAUCGGAGAAUCCCGGCGAUGGCUUCCCAAAUGCUUGCAAGUGGUACGAUUCAGUUGCUUCUCACCUCGCUAAAAGUUUUCCGGGGAAAGCCGUCGGAGUGAGAGUUGGUACAAGUGUCACUCCAUCUGAAGCUCAACAGACUGAGGCAUUUAAUGCUGCUGCUGGAGCUGAUAAUGAUGAUGAUGAUCUUGAUCUUUUCGCUGAUGAGACUGAGGAUGAAAAAAAAGCAGCAGAGGAAAGGGAAGCUGCGAAGAAGGACACCAAGAAGCCUAAAGAGAGUGGAAAGUCUUCUGUGCUACUGGAAGUAAAGCCAUGGGAUGAUGAAACAGAUAUGAAGAAGUUGGAAGAAGCUGUUCGUAGUGUUCAGAUGCCUGGUCUUACCUGGGGAGCUUCGAAACUGGUUCCGGUUGGUUACGGGAUAAAGAAACUCACAAUCAUGAUGACAAUUGUGGAUGACCUUGUCUCUGUCGACAACCUCAUUGAAGACCAUCUCACCUCAGAGCCGAACAACGAAUACAUCCAAAGUGUCGACAUUGUCGCUUUCAACAAGAUUUAG
Molecule: messenger RNA, 684 nt
Organism: Microthlaspi erraticum
Lineage: Eukaryota; Viridiplantae; Streptophyta; Magnoliopsida; Brassicales; Brassicaceae
Source: the annotation of a GenBank genome assembly